Molecule: messenger RNA, 6462 nt
Organism: Epinephelus lanceolatus (giant grouper)
Lineage: Eukaryota; Metazoa; Chordata; Actinopteri; Perciformes; Serranidae
Gene: igsf3
Product: immunoglobulin superfamily, member 3
Cellular component (GO): membrane
Source: RefSeq, a predicted model, not a curated record
UGGCAAGCAGGAAGCAGGGGAAUAACCUUGGGAGAAGAAAUGCGGUGGACUGUUUCAGUCUGGGACCAGAUCACAGCAUUUGUCAGACAGAUUAUAAUUAAGCAGUAGUGUUUGAACUCAUGAGUAAAGCAGCUUUUUUUUUUUGGAGCUGCUAAGCCGUCUUGUCGGAGACAUUUUUACGCAUUGUGACUGAGGACACACCGGCUCAGGUGUAUUGGUGGUACAAUUAAGAUCCCAGUGUUCGGAGUUCCAGUAUUCAUUGAUUAAUCUGAUUUAUUGUGUCAGAGCACAAAGCCUUGUCUGCUUCAUCUAGAGCGCCCGCCCAUUGGGCUUUCUGCGGAGCGAUAGUGGGAGAUUGAUUAUAGUCUCCGGGAUUUGCCGUGGAGAAAGCCAGAGCCUGCUUGGACUGCGAUUUGCUCUCCCAUCAGCGAAGGGGAGGAAAAUUAUAGCAACGACUUAUUUCAGCCUGACUCCACACGGACAGCACUCUCUGAUCCCUCCUGUGCGCAUUUAAGCCUCCUGUCUGUAAUCAGGUUUUUUUUUGUGUCUCCAAAUACGCGCAAGACAGUCACGCCGGACUUUUGUCUUUUACCGAGGAGGCUGCGAGUGUGAAUCGCCUCCGCAGUCUCAGAUGCGUAGUAAACGGAGAGUGGGUUGGGUCGCCUAGGCGCCUGGCAUACGCACACGUCGUCAGCGAUAAAAGCGAGAUAGGUGAGGGGGGGAAAGAGACACCCCGAGGCUUUUCAUUGCAAUCAGGAGGACACCGGAGAGGUGAGUCGGACACUGGCAAACCGCCGGACUCGCACCGGCUUGUGGAUUUGACUCUCAAGACAAAUCCCAGCCGCUUUUGUCGCUCGGGGAUCCGCAGAUCCUCUGAUUCAGGACCAGCGGUUAACCACACUGUCAAACCCGACCAGACAUCCCCUCCUCAUCUGAAGGGAAUAUUACAAGUGGAUCUGCGGGGCAACACACAAUGGCAACCGGUGCGCUCCUUCUUGCCUGUGCGCUGCUUGCUGGUGUUGCCGUGGCUCAGAGAGUGGUAACAGUGCAAAGUGGACCGCUGGUACGGACUGAGGGCUCACAUGUGACCAUCUUGUGCAACGUGACGGGCUAUAAAGAAGGGGUGGAACAGGACUUUGAGUGGUCCAUGUACCUGCCAUCAGCACCGGACAGGGAGAUCCGCAUCAUGAGCACAGCUCAGCCAAACUAUGCCUACUCGGUUUAUGCCCAGAGGGUCAACAGUAAAGAGAUCUAUGUGGAGAGGCUGAGUGGCGACUCGGCUGUGCUUCACAUCACCAAAGUGCAGGCCAAGGACCAGGGUCUGUUUGAGUGUUACACACCCAACACAGACGGGCAUUACCUGGGAUCCUACAGCGCACGCACCAACCUUACUGUCAUUGCUGACUCGUUGACGGUGACGGCUCCAGCCCAGACUCUCUCCAAGGUGGAAGGCGACACACUACAACUCACCUGUGAAGUGUCUCGGACCACACAGCAGCACACUCACUUAUCCGUGGGUUGGUACCUGCGGUCCCCAGAGGAUGCAGCCGCAGCACCUCAGGAGCUGGUCACCUUGUCAAGGGACUUUGUUCUGCGUUCCGGGGGACCGUACCGGCAGAGGAUGGGGGCAGGAGACCUCAGGCUGGAUAAAACCAGCGCUACAGCCUACAGGCUGACCAUUCACAAGCUGCAGCCAGUGGACCAAGGCCUGCUUUACUGCCAGGCUGCUGAGUGGAUUCAGGACACAGACGGCAGCUGGUUUGCCAUGACCCGCAAGCAGAGUGACAAGACUCAGCUCCGCAUUCAGCCCACUGAUCGGGACUUCAGCAUCCAGGUGAGCACGGAGCGACGGUCCUUCACGGCCGGUGAGCCGCUGGAGCUUCGCUGCACCAUUGAGGCCCAGAACGUCCCAGAGCGCUUCUUCUCGGUGUCGUGGGUCUUCAGCAGCUCACCGGUGGCCGUGGUGGGCCCCAGUGCCGUGCCUGUCCUGGGCCCCGAUUAUGUUGCCCGAGAGGCGGCUGGCCACAUGACGGUGCGUAAAGAGAGCGCCAACGUGCACUUGCUCAAGCUGCAGCACCUACGCCCCGAAGAUGCUGGGAAAUACAUCUGCCGCGUGACAGAGCGAGAGAAGACGCCCACGGGAGACUUUAUCGAUCGCAGCAAGAGGUCCCGCAAUGUCCAGAUCACAGUCCAGCCGCUCAAGAGCAACAUCACAGUGUCAUUGUCCAGCAACUCUUCGGAGGUCCUAGAGGGCGAUGUGAUCCAGCUGACCUGCUCGGUCCACUCCACUACAGGUCCCCUGUCUGUUGUCUGGCAGUGGACAGACAAGCAGGCGACUGGACCGGCGCAGGAGGUGGCCUCCGUGGAUCGCGACGGCACCGUGUGGCACAGCCCCUCCUACAGAGAGCGCUCCAGUUAUGGGGAGAUUCGUGUGGAGAAAGUCCGUGCCGACGCAUUCUCUCUGUCCCUGUAUAAUGCCUUACCUGAGGACGAGGGUCAGUACCGCUGCACGGCCACUGAGUGGCUUCAAAGUGGUACUGAGCCAGAGCUUACCUGGGAGAAGAUAGGAGAGAGGGCAGCAACCAAGACUGUCACUGUGAAGACUGUUGAAUCCUCCUUCAUGGUGUCUGCUUCGUCACGGACGCCAUCCGUUACAUUCGGCGACUCCUUUGACCUCUUGUGCCUGGUGAAGCCUCGUCACAACCCUCGUGUCCCCACCUCCGUCACCUGGCGCUUCAUGCCAGCUGGCACAGAAGCUGGCGACGAGGAUCAGGGAGAGUUCAAAGACCUUGUGACUUUCACCCGCGAGGGCACGCUGCAGUGGGGGGAGCAGCUGCUUGGGCUGGGCACCCGCACCACAGUGGACCGCUCCCACUCCAACACCAACUUCCGGUUGUCGGUGACCCGCGCAGGCCGUCGCGAGGCGGGCAAGUACCAGUGCACCGCCGUGCUGUGGAGGAGGAACUACGACUACAGCUGGAGCAGAGUGGCCAACCGCACUUCCAACCUGCUCGGCAUCAGUGUCCUACAGCCAGAGAGCAAGCUGCGAGUGCAAAAGACCAACCAGUCUCAGGUGUACCUGGAGGACAGUCGCGUCAGGAUCAAUUGCUCCAUCAGCUCCCAGACCAGCCAGGACUCCCAGCACGCUGUGCUGUGGUAUGUUAGGCGCGCGUCCGGGUCAGAAGCUGAUGAGCUCCUGCUGAGAAUCGAACGCACGGGGGCCUUUGAAUAUGGCGCCUACGCAGACGAGGAAAGAUUGCGACGCCGAGUGCAAGCUGAGAGGCUGUCACCCCGUCUCUACGUGCUGACGCUGAACAGGGCAGAGAACAGCGAUUCUGGGACGUACUACUGCCUGGUGGAAGAGUGGCUGAGUGACCCAGAUGGAGCCUGGUAUCGCCUCUCCCGGGAGUCAUCGGGGUUCACGCAGGUUCUGGUCAGACAGCCAGAGGUUCGACUGCAGGUGGAGGAAUCAGAGUCAAACAUGACAGUGGAAGAGUCCGCCUCUAUCCGACUGGGCUGUAGCAUUCCCUCCCAGUCGUCCCGAGACUCCCGCUUCUCCGUGUCCUGGUAUGUGGAGCGCUCCGACGAUGAAGACGACGAGGAACAGGUGGGCGAGGAGGAGAGAGAGUGUGUGUUCUCCAUCGGCCACGAUGCCGUUUUUGGAAACGGAAACUGCAGCCCCAGAGAAGAGCCAGGGCCUAAUUCCCGCCUGCAGUUUGAGAGGAUGACCUCUGACCAGUACAGCCUGACCAUACAAGGAGCACGGCCGUCAGACGCCGGCCGAUACUACUGCCAUGUGGAGGAGUGGCUGCUCAACCCCCGCAAUGCGUGGUACCGCCUGGCCACCAACAACUCCGGGUUCACAAUCGUCAAUGUAAUGCAACAAGCGUCCACCCUCCAGUCCGUGGUGUGCUCCAACGACUCCCUCUUCUACUUCGUCUUCUUUUACCCCUUCCCCAUCUUCGGCAUCCUCCUCAUCACCGUGCUGCUGGUGCGCUACAAGAGCCGCAACAACAGCAAGAGCCAAGAAGGCAAAAACGGCGCCCCCCUCCUAUGGAUUAAAGAACCUCACCUCAGUUACUCUCCCACAUGUCUGGACCCACCUGCGCUCAGCCUACACCCUGGCUCUGUCGACUAAGCGAGGGUGCUCCCCCCUCCUGACUCACGCGCAUCGCUGAUCCAGCCAACACAAUGCCAGGGAGCAGAUCUGGACUCCACCUUCAGACCUUACUGUCGUUCACUGCUGUGUUGAGUUAGUCAAUCAGUUGAUCAGUUUAAAAAACCCUACCCUGGUGGCUGCCUGUUUUAUGUUAACAACUGUAUGUAUGUAUGUGUGCAAGCGUGUGUGUGUGCGUGCGUGUGGGGACUAGUAUGGGUGUGCCAUGUCAGCAUGGUCAAUUGUGCAAGUGCGAAUUGAAGGACAAGAGAGUAUCACAAGCCUCUCUCGUUUUUUUGUUUUCUGUGAAACUCAUAGCUGCAUUUUGAUUUUUAUUACUCUGAAUAUCUGUCUAUUUUUCAAAAAAAAAGGAAAAAAAAAAACUGCGCACAUGAGAUCAUCGGCCAAUCCGGGAAGAACAUUUAAGAGAAGGAACUCUAUAACCGACUCCGGCACUCAGUGGAUGCCAAAAAAGUCUCCGCACUGAUCCAAGAGCAGCCACAGCCUGGCCCACUAUGUUGGUUGCCAUAGUGAUUCUCUGCGCCCACUGACUCCGUAGCUGAUGACUUGGUUGCCAGCCUGCAUAGAGACAAAGGCAAGGACACACAAGUCUGUGUCCUAAGUGAGGAUGUGUGUAUGUGUGUUGGCCCACCUGCCUCCACAAUGAAUUUGCCUUGGCAGACAGAAACAGGUCCUCAUGCACCACUUAAACACUGCCAGACACUCUGGCCUUAGCGAGAGACUGCUCCGCUCUUUUCCUCUAUCCUCCGAAAAAGAGACAGGGAGAAGGAGACGGAGGAACAUCGCAGAUGAUGGGGAGUAAAUGAACAGCGCUCUCCUGCUGAGGAUAUACGUACUCUCACAUAAAGGAUUUUUUUUUCAGUGCCAAGACCUCCUUAUUUCCACGCUGCUCUCCGCAGCUGAUGUUUGAAGUUUUAAAGAGAGUCGCGAAGCUGAUUGGUUUUUGAAGCAGAUUGUAAAUAUGUCUGCUUACCUCCUGCUGUGGGUUUAUGGGCCUUGAGGGCAAAAGGGCAAUUUUUACACUCGUGUUAAAUCAGUUGAAUUGUCCUGUUUAAAUUACACAGUGAGGGUUACUGACUGAAAUUAAAGUCUUGCACAUUUCUUUAUGUUGCCCAGUAUGACCACUCCGUCCAGUCUUUAAAAGAUAUCAGCUCAAAAGAGGCAGAUGAGAAUAAAAAAAAAAGACUUUUGAUUUGCUAAGAGCCACACUGAAGAUUACUAAUGUGUAGAUGUGUAGUAAAACACUUCAAAUGUUCUCUGCACAUUAUAAGAAAACAAAAUGACGAACGGGGACAAAUGUUUGACUUUUGUGUUUAUUUUAAAGAUUUUUCUAUUUAUUGUUUUUUUACUACUUUGCAUAGCUUUGUAAGAUUUUUUUUUCUUUUUGCUUUGAAAUUCUCUAAGAACUGUGCUGCUUGUGUUGCCAGGCAACUGCACCAAGCAGAUUAUGUCAAUAGCCUGUGUGUUGGCAAUGUGGUAGAUGUAGAAAUGCUAGAUUUGUCCUGCGCAUUGCAGUCUGUAGCAUUUCAUACCAGAUUGUCAAGUUUGGUCAGUGUCAAAACACUGUAUAUCUAUACCUAUAAUGAAAUUAUUGUGGCUUCUACAUGUACAAUAGUCAGAACCGACAAGUCACAAAAACGAAUUCACUUAAUGCUUUUUGCUUGAGUCGCGUUUAUUUAGUGAAAAUGUGAUGUAACACCUAGGUAGGAUGUUUGAUCAAAGACAGCUGAAACCGAACUGUUAAGACGUCUUCUAAUCACGGAUUCUAGCUGAAAGGCGUCAUCCUCGGCUCCCCUGAUGCAAGGCAGAAGGGUUGAGAAUCUGUGUCACCUUCCCUGGAAUGCAACAGCCAGGAGAGGUGUGAAAUCCUCUACCCCGACCUGGGCCUAACCCUUUCACUGCCAGACCGGACAUGAGAACUCUUGAAAAACUUGACAUUGUUGUCUCAAUCGUGUCAACAUGUAUAUUGCAUGACAAUACUGCGGGAGGAAUUUUGAUGUUUUGUAAACUUUGAACUCUUUGAGCAUUGUGUUUGUGUGACAGAGCAGUGCCCCCUCCCCCUCCUCCUACCGACGUCCUGAGCCAAGAGUCAACACAACGCCCAGUCCCUUGUUAUCUACGAUAUUUGACUGCCAAUUCCAGAUGCCCUUUGAAACCUGUCAAGUAAUCUAUUUCAAGAAUGGGUGUUGUGGAGAUUGUGUUUGAUAUUAUAGCUCAUAUUUGUCUUUUUAAUGCUUUGCUUUUAUGCAGCACUUCAUUAAACAGAUUUAUGUCCAAAAGAAACA